GAAAUUAUUUACGGAAAUUUUCCAUUGCUACAAGUUUACAUGGUGUAAUUUAUUUAGGGGAACCCAAACGACCAUAUUUAGAAAGGAUAUUUUGGAUUUGUGUCAUAUCAUUGGUGUUUCUUAUGUGUGGAUGUCAAAUACAACAGUUGUAUAACAAUUGGAUGGAAGGAGAUAUUAUGACAAUAUUAAAUGAAAGUAAUAGAAAUGUUUCAGCCUUGAAUGAUGUACCAUUCCCUGGAAUCACAAUAUGUAGUGAUUUGCAAUUGCAGAACCUUGACAAUAAUUUAACCAUUUUAAAUCAAACGCUUGAUAGAGAAUAUGAAGAUAGCAUAAACUUAAUGUGUCAUGUUUAUGAACCUAAUCUAAAUAUCGGUCAACAUUCCAUAAGUUCAAAAACAUGGGAUUUAUUACUAAACGCUCAUAGAAUUUUUUGUAAACAACGUGUUAUAUCAAUAACUUGGAUUAGAGAAAAAAUCAAUGUACCUUGUCAAUAUUUCCAACCAGUAUAUACAAUUUAUGGAGUUUGUUAUUCAUUGAAUAUGGUUCCUUUUCAUCAACUGCUUAAUAAUGACUAUAAUCAAGUAUUAUCGAAUUUGAAUCAUACUAAAGCAGAUAUUAUAACAAAUGCAACAAACACUGCAUGGGAUCCAGAAAUUGGAUUUAAUAAAAACGCAAAGCCAUUUAAUUUACCAUGGAAAGUUAUAGGUGAUACUGUCGAAGAUUCUGUUAUAAUAAGAUUCAAUUUACAAAACGAAAACACUAGAAAACACUGUCCUAAAACUGAUAAAGGAAUGACGUUAUUUUUACAUAGUCCGAUUGAUGUACCUGCUAAUAUCCAACCUACAGCUUAUAUUGCUGUCAACAAUAUAGCUUAUAUUACAACAACAUUUACUUGGUUAACAACAUCUGAAAGUAUUUUAGGUUGGAAACCGGAUAUGCGACACUGUUAUUAUCAACACGAGAGGACUUUAAAGUUUUUCAGAAUAUAUACAAUUAAUAACUGUGAUAUUGAGUGUAGAGCCAAUAAUUCAUUAAAGAUGUGUGGUUGUGUGGCUUACUACCACCCAAGAGAUAUAAACACUCCAAUAUGCGGUUCUGAAAAUUACAAAUGUAUGCGACAGUAUUCAAAUGAUGUUUAUUCAAUCUUUGACAAACAUUUGUUUACUAUAAAUACUACAAAUGAUUGUAAUUGUUUAAAUGUCUGUACAGAAAUCAGAUUCAAACAUAACGUUGUAUACACGCAUAGGAAUUUGACAAAGAAAGUUAAAAAUCCCCAAAAACGAUAUCCAUACAAAUCAAUUAUCGUUAUGUACUACAAGAGAAAUUUAUGGGGUGUACAAAGAACUGCCUUGAUACCAGUUAAUGAAUUUUUAGGUAAUAUUGGUGGAUCUUUAGGAUUAUUUCUUGGCGCAAGCAUAAUUAGUGUGUUUGAACUAAUAUACUUUUUUGUAAUACGAUUAUACGUUGAUCGGUGGAACAAAAACAAAGUAAAAAGAAAUUUUAAAAAAACUCGUAAACUUCCUCUAGUGUAGGUAUAGUAUAUUUCGAGUGUAAGUACCUACUUACCAUCGUUGAAGAGUAAUCAUCAAUGACCAAUCAUUGUAGGUAUUUGAAAAAUCGAUUUUAAGCACAGCAGAUGACCUCAGUAUCUAUUUCUAAGGAUAGUUCAUCUUAUAUAUUUGCAUUGUUGUAAGUGUUUUAUUAAUUCAGUAAAUGGUAGUCUCAGAGGCGUAAAUUUAGUUAAAAAUCUGGGGGGGGGGCUAUAAAUAUAAUAUAAUAUUACCAGUCAUUACAGCGCUUACUAAUAUUAUUAGCGAUCGCUUUUAGGAAGUCUUCAACGUUUAUUUCAUAAUUUUGGAUUCUUGUACAUAGUUCUUUCAUUCUUCUUUCUAUAGUUUGGGUCAAUCCUAGUUUUAUUCUUUUGUUGAAUGGCUCACCUACAUCAUUUAAAGCCAACUUUGUUAGAUCUGCAGCUAUUUCAUUUUUAAUUUUUCUAAGUAAUUGGUCAGUUGGAAUUACACCUUGAUCGUGUUUAUUUUGAGUACCAUAUUGUUAAAAAUGCCGAAAAACACCAUCGUGGCAUACAUUAUAUAUAUAUUGUAUUUUUAGGGACUUAGGGUAUAAGAAAAUGUUUAUAAAAUCACAAUUUUUAACAUAAUAUACGAUAUUUAUUUAAUUUUUUUAGGUACAGAUCAGGUAAUAAUAAUAUAUACAAUUAAUAAUUUAUUUUAUUUCUAAUAUAUAAUUUAUAAAAUAAUAUUAAAAUAAAAUUCUUAUAAAUUAUUUAUAUUUAGUCAAUCCCCAGUAUAAUUCUAUACUAGGCAUUUUUUUUCCUAGUGAGGGGAUUUUUUUUCGUAAUUCGAUUACUCAGCCAACCACCACGGUGGUGUGUCCUGGGUAACGCUAAUAGGCUGAAGGGACUCAACUCGAACAACCUAACAAUAUUGGUCGGAUUCAACUCCGAUAACCCAUAAGUAUUUGCGGGACUCAAUUCAAUGUUAUCAGUGAAUAGGUCUGAAGUAUAAUUAGCUUAAACUUCCUAACUAAUAUAAAAUAUAUUUAGAAAAUGUCAUUGUUUAUGGAGAACAGUAAAUAUCUACGUACCUACCUAAUGGUAAAUAGUUUCAACUCUUAAUAUUUUAGAUUCUGAGCGAAGGGAAAGAAGCUAUUGAUUUUACAUUGAUGUGUGUUUUUUUCUGUCUGUCAUCAACUUUUGGGAUAUCUAGUAAAACUUAAUAAAAAAUCCCAUCAACUAAAAUGUAUUAUUCUAUAUUUAAUAUUCAAAUAUCAAACUUCUAUCACAUUUUAAAGAUCUUAGGUAGCGUUAUUUUUGACUCAAAAUUAAUUUUUUCAUCACAUAUAUAGGUACCGAAAUUAUAAAAAAUAAAGUGAUGCGUAAUUUAUUAUUUCGGUUUCAUUAAACGAACAUAAAAUUUUAGAUAUUAGUAAUUUCUUAUUAUUAGUACAUACUUAGGUAAUUUUAUUAAUUCUUCUAACUACCUAUUUAUUCUUCUCUUGUUCACUCUGAUUUGGAUUAACAAUACUUCGAGUCUUCGAAAUAAAAUAAUAUUAUUGAAUCGUUCUUACGUGUUUAAUUUCUUUAUACUUUAAUAAUGUAAGUAAAUAUAUACCUCUCCAUGACGCCAUGGCACGUUCAAACUAAUUUUAAAAUUUACCAAUUUAGAAAGGCGCAUGCUAUUAUAUAUUAUCAGUGUUGGUAUCAAUUAUCAAUGCUAUUACGUAGGUCAUUUACUUUUGAGUUUUGGGCGACAUAGUCCCGAACUUCUUCCCUCAUCCACAGAAAAAUAAGCUACCCCAGCUAAUGCAAGGAAUACCAAUAUAUUCUAUCUCAUUCCUUCCAGUACUAAUUAUAUGUCUUUUUUUUUUGUGAUUUCAUCACUACAUGGGAGCCGUACGCUUUCACAUUCCUUGGUCCCAAACGUUUCUUGACCCCUCGGCCCUCACAUUCCUUGGCCCCUACUAAUUAUAUGUCUAAUAGUCCCAAUAAACUUCUAAAUCCUAAUAGUUGCAGACUUGCAGCCUGCAGGUGAUUCUAAUAUAAGUACCUAGGUAUUUAAUUUUGUUUAGCAAUUACCAUUUUAUAUAUUUUUGUAGUUUUUUUAAAAUUGCAUAUUCUUGCACAAUGUUACCUGUUUGUAAAUGUAUAACAGCGUUGUAAGUUGUAUUUCUUUUUAUAUUCUUCACAUCAUUAUGAUGUAGGCUUAUUUAUUUUUUUGUGAACAGGGGUGGCUCCAGAGACAUUGUUGUGUGUGGGGUGAGGGGGCUAAGUCUUAAUUAAAAAAAAACUUUCGAUAUUACCUUAAUGUUUUUUUUUAAAAUUUGUUUUUAACAAUAUAACAUUUUUUAGAAAUACACCCUUGAGGUGGGAGGGCUGCCCCUAGGACCACACCUGUAGCCGCCCCUGUUAGGUACUAUUCAUGAACGCACAAUAACAACUUUGUGUGGUUAUAUAUUUAAGUGGUCAAGUAGGACUAAGGUAGUUUAGCCGUAUAGGAGUUUGCAUUAUUUUUUUUAUGAUUAACAGGAUAUAGCUUUUUAAGCACAAAAUGUGGUUUGUUUAUCCACAAGUUAAAAUAAUGUAUAGUUUUUACUUUGUAAUUUUUUUUUUUACUUUUUGAAUCUCAAGUAAUUUUUUUAGCAUUUAUUCAAUUUAAAUUUAUUUUAUAUUUAGGCAUUUUUUGUUCUUUAUCAAUAUCUAUGUAAUAUUUUUAUUCAUUUUCAUUUACACUCGAUGUUUUUGAUGGUAAUUAUAAAUUUGCAUUAAUAAUAAUAUCAUCAUUUGUAUAAAGAUAGUCUGUUAAAUAGGUUUAUUUAAAAACAGUAUUAAAAUUUAAAAUAAUAGAAAUCAUUAAUUUCAUUUUUUUAAAUUUCUUCGUAAUAUUAUAAUUUAAAUAAUUUUUACUAAUUAAUAAUUAUAAUACAUUUCUAAUAUUUUAUGGUCAUUAUUGGGUAAUUUUUUUUAGGUUCAUUAAAAUCCUAGUCUUACAGUAAUAAGUAAUAACUAAAAGGUAAUUAGUGAUAAUAUGUUAUACACUGGUACCUAAUUAGUAAAUAAAUUAUUUUAAUGGAAUUUAAUUUUAAGCUUAAAAUGUAUUAAAAGGUUAGGUAAUGGUAUUAUAUUAUCUUGGUUUACAUUUAUACAAUAUUACAAUUUAUAUUGUAAGUAUAGUAGCAUUGAUUAUGAACACUAGU
This is a messenger RNA of Metopolophium dirhodum (rose-grain aphid), 4713 nucleotides long. RefSeq names its product pickpocket protein 28-like. Gene Ontology annotation, molecular function: ligand-gated sodium channel activity. Gene Ontology annotation, biological process: sodium ion transmembrane transport. The coding region runs from base 123 to 1532 and encodes 469 amino acids. Gene Ontology annotation, cellular component: membrane. The transcript is spliced from 10 exons. The record is from RefSeq and is a predicted model, not a curated record. NCBI's taxonomy places the organism in Eukaryota, Metazoa, Arthropoda, Insecta, Hemiptera, Aphididae.